Molecule: messenger RNA, 3918 nt
Organism: Eptesicus fuscus (big brown bat)
Lineage: Eukaryota; Metazoa; Chordata; Mammalia; Chiroptera; Vespertilionidae
Gene: PEX12
Product: peroxisomal biogenesis factor 12
Exons: 3
Coding region: 634-1710 (358 amino acids)
Biological process (GO): protein monoubiquitination; protein import into peroxisome matrix
Cellular component (GO): peroxisomal importomer complex; peroxisomal membrane
Molecular function (GO): ubiquitin-protein transferase activity; zinc ion binding; protein binding
Source: RefSeq, a predicted model, not a curated record
UUAGGGCUAGAGCGCCUCUUGUCCGCUGCUGUUCCCCACCACCCGCGGCUUCCAUUUCCGAGUGCGGCUUCUGUCCUAAAGCGGAGACCUCCCUUCAGAUGUGGCGUCGUGGGUCCUUCGCGCCUCGCCUGGGGUCAGCGCGCAAGGACGGGCGCGGGCGGGGUGCUUAGCAGCCGGCGGCUGGGGCCAGACCUCGGGUACCGGCCCGCACCUGCACCUCUAAUUUCUCAGAACAGGUGGACUUUUGAGCCCUCGCGAUUGGAAGCCCCUGAUUCGCAGCUUCCUCGAUUGCAGCUCGAGAGGACAGACCCCCUGGCCCAUACCUAUCCCCCAUGGUCACGCUCUGCCCUGUGAGGUGCAGCAUUUGCAAGUCACUCCGUCUCCACACAGCACUUCCACCCAAGUUAGUCUGCGUUAACUUCGAAGUUAGUGUGCGUUAACUUCGUUCUUCCUUGAGACCCGUCCUGUGCCUCCAGAUGUGGUCUUUUCUCCCCCAGUUCCUGUAAAAAGUGAGAACUAGGAGUCUCGGGUAUCCAGCAGAAAUAUUACUUUUAAGACUGAGCACCCAUUGGGCACCCCGAACAAGUUCAUGCUUACUAGAGGCAAAGUGAAACCCAGUGCACGCAGAAAACUAUGGCUGAGCACGGGGCUCACAUCACAGCUGCUGCUGCGGAUGACCAGCCAUCCAUCUUUGAGGUGGUAGCACAGGACAGUUUAAUGACAGCAGUGAGACCUGCUCUUCAGCAUGUGGUCAAGGUUCUUGCAGAAUCAAAUCCUGCCCACUAUGGCUUCUUUUGGAGGUGGUUUGAUGAAAUCUUUACGCUGCUGGAUCUUCUGCUCCAGCAGCAUUAUCUGUCUAAAACCAGUGCCUCAUUUUCUGAAAACUUUUACGGCUUAAAGCGCAUUGUAACGGGGGACACACGCAAGCUUCAGAGACUGGCUAGUGCGGGUCUCCCAAAGAAGCAGCUUUGGAAGUCAAUUAUGUUCCUGGUUCUUCUUCCCUAUCUGAAAGUGAAGCUGGAGAAGCUGGUUUCUAGCCUUAGAGAAGAGGAUGAAUAUUCUAUCCAUCCCCCUUCUUCCCGCUGGAAACAAUUCUACAGAGCCUUCCUGGCAGCCUACCCAUUUGUUAACAUGGCCUGGGAAGGCUGGUUUCUUGUACAACAACUUCGAUACAUCCUAGGAAAAGCUCAGCAUCACUCACCACUGCUUAGUCUGGCUGGAGUUCGGCUAGGCCGACUUACAGUUCAGGAUAUACAAGCUCUGGAGCACAAAGCAGCUGAAGCCAGCAUGAUGCAGCAACCAGCCAGGAGUAUUAGUGAGAAGAUCAAGUCAACUCUGAAAAAAGCUCUGGGGGGUGUUGCCUUAUCCCUCUCUACUGGCCUGUCUGUCGGUGUAUUCUUCCUGCAAUUCCUUGAGUGGUGGUACUCAUCUGAAAAUCAAGAAACCAUCAAAUCACUGACUGCCCUGCCUACUCCACCACCACCUAUACACCUAGACUACAAUUCUGAUUCUCCCCUGUUACCCAAAAUGAAGACUGUGUGCCCACUGUGUCGUAAAACCCGGGUGAAUGAUACUGUUCUUGCCACCUCUGGCUAUGUGUUUUGCUAUCGCUGUGUGUUUAGUUAUGUGAGGACUCACCAGGCUUGUCCCAUCACAGGUUAUCCAACAGAAGUACAACACCUAAUUAAACUGUACUCCCCUGACAACUGAAAGGGAUUAGCAUCUUAACUUGAAGCAAAAUUAUUGCCUAAAAUAAUUUGGGGCUGGUUUUCAGCAUGGUACACAGCCUUAUUUCGUACUUCUUAACCUCAAUUCAUAAUUAUAUGAAUUUUAAAAAAAUAUAUGGAUUUCUUUAAAAGGCUAUACCCAUGGAUUUGCCCUUCUAACCUGCUCUCUAGGCCCCAACUUAAAGUUAACCAAGCUGAUUAGAGGAAGAGAAUUGAGGGUUAGUGUAGACUUGGAUAAAAGAGGGUAGUCAGUACAGAAGCUGUUCAUUAAACAAGGUAUAGAAGCUCUCAGGAAAAACCCAUGUUAGACCUCAUAAAGUGGGUGAUGUAGGGGAAGCAGACCUUUUAUUUAGAAAAGUUUUCAUCUGCCUAUGAGGAAAAGGUUUCAUCAGUUUGCGGUGUGAAAAGUGGGCUGACUCUUGAAAAACAAUAGCUCCUUCUAUAUACUGUGACCCAUUUGUUAUGUAAUAUCUGCUGUAAUUUAUCAACUUUUAAAGAUUUCUUUAUGAGUCUUUCUUGGGAAACUGGUUAAAGAAAAAUUAAGGUCAAGUGUAUAUAUAGAUUUUGGUGAGAAAGCAAAGCUAAUAAGCAAUGAAGAGAUGAAGUAAGCCUAGAUGGUGUGGCUCAGUGGUUGAGCAUCAACACAUGCACUGAGAGGUUGCCGGUUCAAUUCCCAGUCAGGGUACAUGCCUGGGUUGUAGGCUCAAUCCCCAGUGAGGGGCAUGCAGCAGGCAGCCAAUCUCUCUUAUCGAUAUUCCUAUCUCUCUUCCCUCUACCUUCCUCUCUCUCUAAAAUCAAUAAGUAUUUUAAAAAGAUGAAGUAAAAUACUCAUCUAUGUGUAAAGAAAGGCUCCUUUAAUAAGUUCUUUCUCCUUGCUAUUAAGAGUUUGCUAAACUGGCAUGAAUUAUUCUGGCUAUUACUAAAGUUUCUAUGAAACGCUUAAAUACAUUUCAAGAAUAAAUGUUUUUGGCAAAGAACUGUUCCAUGUUGUCAUGAUUGUAUAGAAACUGAAAGAUUACUUGAGGUGUUUAAAGUAAAUUUUUCAUUCAGACAACCUUUGACUUUUUGGGGUAUUUUUGUAUUAACAUGUUUUUUUGCUAAUCCAAUAAUUGGGGGAAAGUCCUCUAUUCCAACAGCAAGAAUUCAGCAUUCAGCCUUGUUCGAAAUAUCUUGUAUUAGAAAGACUACAAAAACACUUAAGUUGCCUAUGCAGAAAAAUUCAUGCCUGGAUUGGCAAACUGAUGGAAAAAUAUGGGUUAAAAAAUCAUCAUGACUAGAUGAGGAAGGAUGAAAGUAAUUUGUAGGUGCCUCUGCUGAGAGGUGUUUUCCAGUAUUUUAACUCAUUUUAGCAAUUCAAAGGACAAACAUUCUCUAAUGGCACCACGGUGAUAAAACUAAAUUCUGAAAUGGAACAUCCUAUAGAUUUUAAAAUAUUAACACUUUUACCAGGUGUACCAGUUAAUAAUGCAGAUUUUUUUUCAAUAGAUGGAGUUACACAUAUGUUGAUAUAUAUGUGAUUUGAUAUGUAUGCUAUUUUGUUGUAUUGACAACAAGCUUCAAAACUUUAUAUGUCAAAUUUUCUGAAGAUGUUAACAUCAUAUUUAUACGCUUAAAAAUGUCGAAUUUCGUGCCAAAAAAAGAGCAUGUGUGGCAAGUUUUAAUUCAUUACUUUAUUUUGAAGAAAAGUGCUGCUGAAUACUUCGGCAAGCUUAUGGUGAACAUGCUCCAUCUCAAGAUACUUGUGAACGCUGGUUUAAACGCUUUAAAGUGAUGAUUUCUAUGUGCAAGACAAAGAACAUCCAUGUCAAUUUGAACCACGCUUUGAUCAUAAAACAACCAGAAUGGGCCAGAAGACACAGCAAAGUAAUUUUGCUUCAUGAUAACACACCAUCACCCACUUCAAAACCAGUUAAAGGCACGUUAAAAGAUCUUGUCUGGAAAGUACUAACCCACCCGCCGUAUUCACCAGACCUUGCUCCUUCAGAUUACCACUUGUUCCGAUCAAUGGCACAUGCACUUUCUGAGCAGCACUUCAAAAUGUACGAAGAAGUGGAAAAUUGGGUCUCUGAAUGGUUUGCCUCAAAACAAGAAAAGUUCUAUUGGGACGGUAUCCACAAAUUACCUGAAAGAUGGGGGAAAUGUGUAGCUAGCGAUGGACAUUACUUUGAACAAAGCACUUUUGAUGUUUCUC